Messenger RNA from Astyanax mexicanus (Mexican tetra), 1710 nucleotides. RefSeq names its product solute carrier family 35 member G2b (gene slc35g2b). The record is from RefSeq and is a predicted model, not a curated record. The transcript has 2 exons. NCBI's taxonomy places the organism in Eukaryota, Metazoa, Chordata, Actinopteri, Characiformes, Acestrorhamphidae. The coding region runs from base 205 to 1458 and encodes 417 amino acids. Gene Ontology annotation, cellular component: membrane.
UCUCUCUCUCUCUCUCUCUCUCUCUCUCUCUCUCUCUCUCUCUCUCUCUCCUAUUCUCUCUUUCUGUGUGCGCGUGUGUGUAUGUGUGUGUGAGGGCAGUAUGGCGGCAUGGCUCACGCGCUGCUCGGUGUGUUGAAGCUCCUCACGCGCCUCCAGCAGCGCUGAACAGAACAUCAGCAGGUCCCUCCAGCUGAGGUCGAAACCAUGGAUCCGUCCGGUACCGGUCAGCAGUAUGGAUCGAAGAAACAAGUCAAAAUCCACCCCAACACAGUCACCGUAAAAUAUGCCACACACUUCCCCCAGCCAGGUGAUGAGGGCUAUGAUGACGCCCCUUCUUUUGAGGAUUUUAGCUCCUUUAUGGACAACAACCCCAGCAAGAGGCUGGUGUCUGAAACUGGGCGUGGGAGGACUUUGUUUGGGACCAUGGAUGCUCGACCCAAGUCAGCUGGAGGAGACCAGAGGGAUAAGGGCGUCGGCGGGCAGCUUGCUAGUUUCGGCGAGGCUUCAGUUUUGGCGUCUCGCGUGACGUGGGGAGCUCUGUUUGGGGCCGCGGUCGCUCAUGGCUGCGUCGCCCUUAUCACCCGUCUGGCGGCUGACCGCUCCAAAGUGCCAUCGUUAGAGCUCAUAUUUAUCCGCUCUGUAAUCCAAGUGUUGUCUAUAUUGGUGGUUCUCUACUACAAGGAGGCUCCAUUUGGGCCCAAGGGCUACCGGCUGCGUCUCUUCUUCUACGGCGUCUGCAACGUCAUCUCCAUCACAUGCGCCUACACUUCAUUCGCCAUUGUUCCACCCAGCAAUGGCACCAUCAUGUGGCGGGCCACCACCACGGUCUUCAGCGCUGUUCUGGCCUUUUUGCUUCUGGAUGAGCGGCUUGCUUACACGGAUAUAGUCACGGUAGUGGGCAGCCUCUUUGGUCUAUGCCUGGUCAUGAUCCCCAACAUCGCCGAUGAGGAGAAAUCAGCAUUAGGCUUCUGGAAGGAGGCCUUCGGAUACACCAUGACAGUCAUGGCCGGUCUAACAGCUGCUCUGUCCAUGAUCGUCUACCGAGCCAUCAAGGAGCGGGUCAGCAUGUGGGCGGCGCUGUUCACCUUCGGCUGGACGGGGACGGUGUGGGGGGCUUCCACCAUGUUCAUCAUGCAGGAGCCCAUCAUCCCCCUGGACGGGGAGACGUGGGGCUACCUCAUCGGCAUCUGCAUCUGCUCUACUGUAGCGUUCCUGGGAGUCUACUACGCCCUCAACAAGUUCCACCCGGCCCUGGUCAGCACGGUCCAGCACCUGGAGAUCGUGGUGGCCAUGUUCUUGCAGCUCAUCGUGUUGCGGAUGAUCCCCUCCGCCUACGAUGUCUUCGGCGCCCUGGUCAUCAUGGUCAGCGUCUUCGUCUUGACUGGUGUCAAGCUUUACAGGGUGGGCAGGGCUAUUCGACAGGAUUACCAAGAGAUCCUAGACUCGCCAAUCAAAUGAGAGUGCCAACAAUGAAUGCAUCCGUGUGUGUGCUACAUGUGAAUGUGUGAUUGAUGGUGUGUGAUUGAGGCUGUGUGUGUGUGUGUGUGUGUCUGUUUAUAUAGUGUUUUCCUGGCAACCUCCCACUCCUCCAAACGUGCAAUCGAUGAAUGUCUCAAUAUUCAUCUAUUUAUUUUGUAUAGUGUUGUUGAAAGAGUGCCACUGGUAAAAUGUCUUUGCUAACUGUUGAUGUGUGAAAUAAAAAAAAAAACA